Molecule: messenger RNA, 4347 nt
Organism: Amphibalanus amphitrite
Lineage: Eukaryota; Metazoa; Arthropoda; Thecostraca; Balanomorpha; Balanidae
Product: rho guanine nucleotide exchange factor 16-like
Exons: 3
Coding region: 689-2821 (710 amino acids)
Biological process (GO): activation of GTPase activity
Molecular function (GO): guanyl-nucleotide exchange factor activity
Source: RefSeq, a predicted model, not a curated record
GCAGUGUGUGACGACCGGUUGGGGCGACAACCGCGGAGCCAACGAGGUGGCCAGUCGUCGUGCAUUCCACCUGUCAGACAGUGAUCUGAUGUCGAGGUAUCCGUGACGACCUGCCGUUUCAGGUGCCAGCCUGUUUUCUGACAUCAGACGGCCUCUGAUAUUUUGCAAGCCGGCAGGUGUCUUUGGAUGCAUCGAGAAAGAUGGGAUAUCUUAUGGCAGUGCCGCGGUAGACGUGAAAGCGAGCGUGAGACGUGAUUUUACAGGAAAGUGGUUGGUUUCAUGCAAACUUAUUCGGCAGAUAACCCCCGUCGGGUUCGAGAGAUUCAAUACGCCUAUGGAAGACGUUUGGCGGGCAGAUCUUGGUCAGAUUAUCACCUUCUUUCGCACCAAGAACCCCAAAUUGGCAUUGAGUGUCUGGCAAAACCUGUUGGCUCAGUUAUCUACUCUACUAAACGAAUAUCUAGAGACUGAUAGUCAAGUGUUAUGGAAGAUGCUCCUCAACGCGGUCCCCAAGCUGCUGAUGACGGGCUAUAUCGCAGAAACUCAGACCAUGUGGAGGUCGCUCACAGAAACGCUACUGGAAACCAGAGGAGUGGGACAUUUAUACUCAGCAUUUGACAUGUGGAGAACAUUGCUAGACAUGGCGCCGAAGAUGCUGGCAAAAUUUCCUGGCGAUGUAAUUUAGCCAAUGUGGACAGCCGUGUGUCAAACAGCGGUUGAAAUGGCGUCGGGUGCUUUUGAUCCAGAGCGAGCACCACUGGCUACUUCACCGUCACCACAUCAAUCACUGGCGCAGGUGCUACCGCCAUCACCGAUGCCAAAACCGUCACCGGUGCAAACACCAACGCAGCCAGUGCCGCCGGCGCGACCGUCACAGUCGCGACCACCGUUACCGACGUUGUUACCACCGGAACCCCUGCCACGAACAUCCCUCUCACCAGUGCGUCCGUCACCAGCAGAGCCGAAAGCGAGUCGCUUUGAUCCGGAACGGACACCGCUACCGCCUCUACCAAACGAGGAGCCAUCACCAACACCAGCAACGUCACCGUCACCACCUCCCUCACCAUCUCUGUCGCCGCUGCAGCCACCGUCACUACGACCGCCACCACCGGAACCCCGGCCACGAGCAUCCCUCUCACCAGUGCAUCCGCCGACCCUCCCAUCACCAGCAGAGUCGAAAGCGAAAGCCGGGAGCCGAAAGCCGUGCUUUGAUCCAAGACAGACACCGCUCCCACCACCUCCACCAAGUCUGCAGCUGUCGCCAGUAAGGUCAUCGUCAUCAUCCCCGGCGCUGGUACAGUCAACGUCACCGUCGCCGUCGGCAUCACUGUCAGAGGCUCAGUGCCUUCCACCAAAACCACGCCCGAGGUCAAAGCCGAGCUUGCAAAAAACUCAGUCCACUCCAUCGGAAACAACAGCUGACGCAAGGCCAACCAAACCAGAACUGAAACCCAAACCGCAGCUCGUUAAUCGAAACCCCUCCAUAGCCCCCUCAAUGACGCAAGCAGCACGUGCGGUGCUCAGACCCACUGCGAAGCCACCGCCACCUCCUGUGGCGACCACGUCAGGUGACGACGCACCCAGGACAGACCCCGAAUGGGGAAAGAAUGUGACGCAGCAUGUCCUCACGGAGCUCAGUCACAGAGGUGUCGGGGCCCCGCAAAGAGGACAGCAGGCGGUCCAGCCGAACCUCGCACAGGACGAGCCAAGAUGGGAAACGGGGUCUCGCAGUCCUUCGCAAACACAGACGGCAGUGAAUGGUGCCUCCAGGUCCGUCCGAGUUCAUUUCUCACUUUUCUCCGCGAACGGGGCGUCGCACGCUGAGGAGCCGGCCAGCACCGCGUCCAGCACCCCAGCGCACCUCCCUCAGCGGCCAGUGCCCCGUUCUCCGGGUGCUGCCACCGCGCCUCUGAAGUCUGAAGGGCCAGUGCUGCAUCCGCUCUCCUCUUCAGCGUCUCUGACUGCGGCCACGUCGCCCUCCUCCCCGGGCGAGCCGCCGCUCUGGUGCCGACUGCCCUCCGUUGUCAACAGCGGCGUCCUCGACAGCCUCAGCAGCGACCAGAGAAAGCUGCGAGAGACUCUGUUCGAGAUCAUCAGUACGGAGGAGUCGUAUCACAACUCUCUUCAGCUAAUAGAGCGUCAUUUUCGGGAACCGCUUCGGGCGCUGAGCCAGAAGCCGACUUCCACGAAGGAGAACGGGCAGAACUCGAUCAGUGGGAUAGAAUUUCGCGAGCUGUUCCAAAACCUUGACGAAGUGCGCCGGUGUUCUGCGUCGUUUUUGACCAGCCUGAACAACAUACCAAUGGACGAUCUCUCGGGCCUCUGUGAUAUUGUCCAGGAACACGCAAAGUAUCAUUUCUACCCGUACAAGGUCUACUGCGCGCGCAAGGUGCAACAGGACCGUCGUCUUCAGCAGCUGACUAAGCGGAGCUCACCCCUCGCCGCGCUGAUCGCCCGCCUGGAGACAUCCCCGGAGGUGCGUGGCCUGGGUCUGCCGGCGCUCCUCCACCUGCCCGUGCAGCGCGUGCAGAGGCUACCGAUGAUGCUGGCAGCUGUGCUGAAGAGGAUGCCACUCGACCACCCGGAGAGACAGAGCUGCGAGCAGGCGAACCGGGCGCUCACUGAACUCGCCAGGGACUGUGACGAAAGUGCAGCCCGAGGAAUCGGGAGCAUGAAGUCGUUUCAGGAUAAUGGCACCACUGACCCAUUCAGGGUCUCAAGGCUUCGCCUAUCACGGCGGCGGUGGGGCGUGCACCGUCACGGCAGCGAUGUGGGGUCACUCUCACUAUCCAUAGGAAAAUAUACACCCCUCGAUUGGUAAUUUUGCACUUUAGGAGUACCAGUAUCCCGAUUUCUCAUGUAUGAAAACCCGAAUAGAAGUAAUUGUGCACCAUUUAUUCUGGGUUCCUGUACCAUACGGCAUACGUACACUUAUGAUCCUUUUCCCAUUCCUUAGAGUAAGUGUACCUCGAAGGUUCACACUUCAGUGUAUCCUGCAAAUUCGGAGUACCGUUAUCACUUAGAAGAGUUAGGUAUAUUUCUACCUUAGAAAUAAGAAUCCGUCGUGAUAGGGAUGCAUUACCAGCAUUUUCUUUUUUACUGUCUUGUUAUUGAAAAAGAGGUGUACCUACUCGUACGUGAUAGGUGAAGUUUGUGACGAGCUGUGGAUGACCGCAGGCGCAGCAAAUCCGUAGCCUAUAGCAGGGCCUUGUCUAGCAUGUUAACUACUCACUAACUAGUACUAGGGGUGGGGGUGGGGAAGCUGCCUCGGUAAUUUAACGAAUUGUCCCCGGAGUCAUCGACUUUUGCCCCCUAUACGAAAAAUGGAGCUUCACAAAAAAUGGAUCCGACUCAACUCAUUCAACUCAAGGAUUGGUGGAAAAGCAAAGCAAGCGGGGCACCUCUCCACAUAAAAAACAUGACACCGCCGGGUUAACACUUCCGUCUCCGGUGGUGAAUUGGUGAAUUGGUGAAUAAUGGCCGUUUUCACGACGGAACUUUCGCGGUGGAACCUAUUUGAUAAUUUGAUAGGUCUGGAAAGUGUCGUGAAAAUGGCUAUUAUGUAUCUGAAGCCCAGACUGAAAGUUUCUUGUGAAUGCGUUGAGCGGUUUUGAAGAUAUUGCAGAAAAACGAACUUCGGUUCUGUAGAGCUGUAGAGACCCCCCAAGUCAUGUGCAGAAUAACUUUCAGUCAUAUGGUUAGGAAAAAUGUUUUAUUAGAAGCAGCAUCUCGAUAACGAACUAUUUCGCUCAAUACAAUGCCCAUUCGUCUAAAAUGGCGUCCAAAUACAGUUGUACAGAGAUAUAACGUUCUACCGACACGCAAUACAUCGCGAUCCCGUUUCCAAUACGGCAUAACUCAUGAUUCUCAAAUACGUCUUCAAUGUUCUUGAACAUUGAACAUUCAAUGUUCAUUGAACAUUCAAUGUUCAUUGAACAUUCAAUGUUCAUUGAACAUUCAAUGUUCAUUGAACAUUCAAUGUUCUUGCUUAGGUGUGAGCAAUGCGGAAGGAAAGUCUCAUGCAAAAUAAAAACGUAUUGACGUCACAAAAUAUCUCCGAUGCCGUCGUACCUCACAGAAUGUCAUCAUACAACGUCAAACGUUUGACGCAGCGAUGUGUCUUUCCUCGCUAUAAUAUGGAAGAAGGGCAACAAUUACACAUCACCUCAACGUGGGUGAGCAACGAACCACCGCCUACGAUCCGGGAGAAACGCGGGGAAAGAUAGAGAAAGGGGACAAGGAGGACAGGGAGAGAAAGAGUACAUUACUACUACAGAAAGAGAGAGAGAGAGAGAGAGAGAGAGAGAGAGAGAGAGAGAGAGAGAGAGAGAGAGAGAGAGAGAGAGA